ACCUUUCUCCCCCUAGGCUGGUCCCCUUCAUUGGUCGGAAGCCCCCUCCCUCCCUUCCUCCUGGGCCGAGAACUUGAUUGGAGGCUUCUGACAGGCGGGGUCUUUGUCCUGGAAGCCCCCUCCCCCUCGCGUCCCACUGGUCUGGGAGAGUGGAUUGAGGCGGAGCCUGCGCCUUUGGGAAAGAAGGUUCCUUUCAGGCCUGCUCUCAGCUGCCCUGGGGAGCGAGGCUGGCGGUGCGGGGCUCCCUCCGGCCAGCGGCAAUGCUGGUGCCCAUGGGGCUCCUUGGUCUGGCCCUGCUUUGGGCACUGGCGGCCUUGACUUCAGGGAGAAUUCCAGAUUCCCUGGAGGAACAGGUGGCCUCCUGCCUGACAGCGUGCACAGGGUCAGCUGAUCCCCACCUCCUGGUGGGCACCAGAUUUACCUAUUGCUUCUCCACCAACACCAGCACAGGCCUGCAGAUGGCCCAGGUGGAGGGCAGUGGCCUUGGCCUGCAAGGCUUGGUCAUCCUCGACGUGCUUGGGCCAUGCCAGAUGGCCUUAUGGCUGCAAGGCUUCUGGGUGACCUCCAUCCUGGGCUCCGAGGCGGCAGCUCUGAAGGAAUCCCAGAGUUUGAGUGAAGAGGUGGCCUGGUGCCCCGCCCUGUGCCGCCACCUGCUCCGCUUCGUACUCCAUGCAGGGCGCGUGGCCCGCCUGUGUCCCCACCGCGCAGAGCAGCGCUGGGUGCUGAAUGUCAAGCGCGCUGCGCUGAGCCUCCUGCAGGGCCCCCCAGGGGCGCAUGGCCCAGAGACCAUGAGGAGGUGAGGCUGGGAGCCCGGGGAAGUGCAUGUCCUGGGCCGGUGUCCCACGACGUACUAGCCACGCGGUGCCAGGCUGCACAAGACCAAGGACCUGGCGUGUUUCCAGGCUGGGGUGCCAAGAGAUGCCUCCUGCACGGAGCCGGACACCGUGGGGCCCCUCUCUGGGGAGGCGAGUGCUGUGCAGGUGUGGACCCUUUCCUGGCACGUGCUGCACCAGAGGUCCCCGGAUCCGGCUGUCACAGGUGACCGAGGCGCGGGGCGCGAUGGAUGCACCCCUUGUUUCCCUUCUUUUGCUGUUAGCAGCACUGCCGUGUUUCCCUUGUGCGUGUCCCCCUCGCCUGUCAGCAGAAGCAUGCGGACGAAGCACUGGUGGGGGGUAGGGGUGGCCCCCGGGAACUUCUGCUCACUCUGGCGUUCCCCCAUUUGGUCAUUUCAUCCAGUACUUCCCAUCUCAGAUCCAGGUGAUGGAGACUUAACUCCGAGCGGCCUGUCGUAUGAGUGGGAAGAGACACUGUCCCCAGCUACUGUGCCCACAGUGGGAAUCAGGAGAAAGCUGUGCUUGGCUCACACCACAAGUUUAGAGGUAAGUAAGUGGCUUUCUCAGCCCCAGGUCAGAGUCUGUCCUGGGCCUGGGCCCCUGGGACACCUCCUUUCCCUGCCAGCUGCUUUAUGGUCCACCCUCCCAGAUGCCUGGCGACCUGCCCGGUUGCCGGGGACCAACCUCAUGGGCUUCAGCUCGGAAUGCCUCUGCCCCCCACUCCUGCCCCCACUGUUGACGAGAGGCCCGUUGGGCUUCCUCCAUGUGCUGGGCCUCGCGUGCUUCCGCUGUGGUCCCCCGGCUGCAGGGCUGUUCCUGAAGCUGGUGUCCGAGCUGCGGGACCUCUCCACGGAUGAGAUGGUGGGUCUCUGGCGACUGUCUUCCUGCAAAUGCCGAGACAACUGGGCGUGUGGGCCGCUGACGGACGCCCUGCCCUCCUGUGGUACUGGGCCCUGCGUGGGCCUCAUGAAGGGGCUCAUUGCGUCAGGAGAGGUGGCGGCCAAUGAGGCAGAGGCUUGGUCACUGGCCUUCAUCCCGCAGCCCACGGAUGCCACGGUCCACAUGUUUGCUGCCUUCCCUCUGCCCUUGCUAAGGCUAUUCAGGGCCGCCCAUCCUGACCGAAAGCAUGCGCCACGUGCCUGGCCCUGUCUCAGGCUGUGGCCUGGCAGGCCCUGCCCUGUGAGGGGUGUGCAGUAUUCUGAUCCUGUCUUUCUUCUCCUAGCAUCUGGCAGCCUGGGAGCCACCCUGGAGGGGGCCCUUCUCUUUUCUCCAGCCUCCUUCUUCCCCUUGCCCGGUUCUGCCACUGCUAACCCGACCGUCCAUGCCCUAGGCCGUGCUUUCAACCUCCUGGAGGUGGGGCUCCUGCUGGAAAAUGCAGAGGAAAUCGCCUUCAGGCUGUUUGGUCAGAAGUCAUUCUGGGGGCAGGAGGAGGAGAGAGGGGCCCAGCCAGAGAAGCCCCCAGAACCAGGGCCCACACCCCAGAAGGCCAACCCUGACUGACCAGGAGAAAGAUCCAGAAAGAUGAGCGCCGUGCAGCAGGAGGUGGGCCGGAGGCACAGGGCACAGCGGGUGCUGUGGUGUGAGCUGAGCGUGAAGGUGUUUGGGAAUGAGCUAAGCACUGUGAACUGCAGGGCGAUGCAGAACCACGUGAAGCACCGGUCCCUGAACCUGGCCGAGCUUGCGGCCGAGCUUCUGAAGGGGCAGGAGGCACAGGUGAGCCGGAGGCUGAGCCUGGCCGGGGAGGAGCUCACCUUUCCCACGGUGUCCGGCCUUCCUGCCCGGCUGACCCCGAAUGCCUCAGCCGCCGUCAGCAUCCGGGUCCGAGGGGCCGCAGACCUCCGGCAGCACUUGGAUUUCUCUGUGAAUGGUCACGUCAGGCCGAGCGCCCUGCUCCAUAUCCCAGCACAGAUGGGCACGGUGGGUGCUCUGGGGCAGGCUGGGCUGAGGUGGGAGCCUGGUGCCCAUGGCACCUUCAGCCUGGAUGGUGGGAUGCACAAGGAAGGGCCGGGACUUCAGAUGCUUCUGAACGUGCCUGAGGAGGCCGUGGAGCCGCUCAGCUCAGGCUCUAAGCUGUAUCUUGUCCCUGGGGAUGGCGUGAGGACCCUCAAUCACGUUCGCAGCCCUUCUGAGGCCCCAUCCUGUACCAACAAGGAGGAGUCCUGCACCUGGGGCUGGCGGCUGUGCACUGAGGUGACCUGGCCGGCACCGGGUCAGCCCUACCUGCUCUCGGUGCCUAUGUUCGUGGCCGUGACAUUGAAGAAACAGGACCGGGGGCUCCAUCAGUAUCUCCUGGAAGCUGCCUAUACCUUCCACCCUCAGAAGGACAGCUGGCUCCCCCGAUAAGCCUCAGCCCCCAUCUUCAUGGGCACGCCCAAGUCACAAGUGCCCAGGGACGUCGGGGUGAAUGUCCGCUACCGCUCGCCCCAGGGGGAGUCCCGGCUGCAGCUGCCCCAUCCCAGGAAGAAAAUUGAGCUGGACGGAAAGAUCGAGACCCUCCUGAAUGCCCGUGCGGGUCACCUGGCACUGAUCCCGGAUGGCAGGGACGUCCACUACAUCAAGGGCCGGAGUGAACUGUGGCCAGCAAGGGGCAGUGAGGCCCAAUGGUUCCAGGCCCAGCUGGAGGUGAAACUGGUGAGCGGCAGCCCUGUGGUCCUCGUCGGGAGCCUCAGCCAGCAGGCGGGAAGCCAGUUGGCCUUCUCUGUGUCGCUGAGCAACUAUUCCAAUGAAACGACCUCAGGGGCUGGCAUGGGCACGCUGGACCUGCAUGUAGAGAUGAGAAGUAGUUUCUCUCAGUGCCAUUGGUCCUUGCACACGUAGACUAAGAACAGGGACAUUGAGGCCACAUUGAAGGUGACCACAGUCGUGCUGCACCUAAAGGGUCUGCACCACGACAGAUCUCAGGGUGGGGAAAUCCAGCACAGCCUGGCCCUGGACGUGGCUCACUCCUCCCAGCUGUAGUUCCCCCAGGCCCUGAGUUUGAAUCGGGACAUUGUCUUCAGAUGGAGUCCCCAGGGAGCAUUUGACUGCAGCGUGGACACCCGGUGGGCUGCCAUCAACCACAUCACAUCCCAGGUGUCGGUCCAGCUGAACAGGUCUGACUCCCACGUGGUGUUUUUCUUCCAAUUCAGACAUCCCCACGGACCAACAUUUCCUCCCAAUUUACAGGUGCAGGCGGCUGCCAGGCGCUCCAAAGAGCACAGCCUCAACGGUUCCCUGUCUGUGCGCAUGUCCAGCCGGGAGCUGGUUCUGCCGGAGGCCGCCACCAGCCAGGACGCCCGGAGAAGCAGCCAGAGCUGUGUGAACAUUCUUCUCUGCCAGGCGGCCCUCAGAGCACCCAGCACUGUUCAGCUGCAGUUGUCCGGCAAGAGCACCCAGCCAGCUAGGAUUUGCCUGUUUUCCAGAGCACUACUGGGCCAGAACACAGCAGAGCUUUAUCUCAAGGCAUCUGAGUUGCAGAGGGGAGGCUGCGUCCUGACCCUGCAGAGCCAAGCCCGGCACACGGUGGUUGGCUGGGCAGCUGUGCCCUGCCUCUUGACCCUCAAGUGCAUGCUGAAGUGGACGGAGACACUCAGAGAGGGUACCAUCAGGAUCACUGCCAACUCAGCUGUGCUGGGCUUCCUCCUGCAGGAUAAGCAUGAGAAGGCAGGGAACGGCACCAGUGCACGCAGCGUGACCUGCAUCCUCAGCCAGAACAGCAGCCAGGCCUUGCCAGGAGAGCUCAAGCUGAGAGGGCAGCUGCGGGCCCAGACAGGGAGCCUCGGGAGCCAGGCCAGCGUCCAUGCCAAUGUGGCCAGCCUGGCUCUGGGUGGGGUCUGCACCUGGGGCCCCGGGCACGGCCAGCUCUCAGGCAGCCUGAGUCACAACAUCAGCACCUUGACUGCAGCAGGCGUCCCCUUGGAGGUAGGGAUGCUCCUGUCACACACCCAUGUGGCUUCCAACCUCUCAGUGCGCAUGGCACUGCAGAGUGUGGGGGGACAGCUGGGCGCCUUAGGCCUGGAGGGCCCGGCCCCCAGCACCCCAGGCCGCUGGCUCCACGCCCACCUUGGCCACACCCUGCUUGGCAUCAGGCGCUGGGGCCUCCCCUUCUCCUGGGACAGCCGUGGACACUUCCAGAGCACAACACACAGUCUGGUGGCUGGGCUGGUGGUGAGCGUGGACGGCGAGCUGCUUCCCAUCGCUCUGGGGAGGAGGGGACAGGAGCGCCAGGGGCUGGCCCUGGGGCUGCACCACUUCUCAGGGCUGCUGGGCACCCUGCCCACGAGGUUCAAGGUCAACUGCAGCCAUGGCGUCUCGCCUGCCCAGCUGUCAGGACUCUGCUGGGGGGACAUCACCGGGUGGCCUCUGGAGCUCUCCGUGGACCUUCAUGACAGUGGCUCCAGCUCUGAGCAUUCCAGAUGUGUCUCUGCGGGGCCCACUUCUCUGAACUACACUGUAAGCUGCUCUCACUUUCCCGGACACCUGGAGCUCUCUGGCCAGAGCGAGAACGACAGUAUGGCCCAUGCAGGGUUCCCAGGCAAGGCCCGCCUCAGCACCAAGCUGCACAUGCACGAGACCCAGACCCAGGCUAGCAAGGGCCUCCAUGGUGGAGCUGGUGUGGACGUGGCAGCCCUAGUGGCCUGGCCAAAGCAUGGCGUUCUGGAGCUGGUGGUGAAUGUCAGCCACACGGCACCUGCUCUUCAGAGGCUGGGCCUGCCCUUGGCCAGCCGGCUCCUGUUCCGGCAGCUCUGGGCAAAGGAAGAGAUGAGUUCUUCCCUGCAGCUGACCUGUGAUUCUCAAGCCAGCCUGCUCCUCGAUGUGCAUGGCCAGGUGAGGGAUUCUCUGCGCAAAGAGCUGCAUCUCUCAAGUCAGCAUCGCCUCCCUGCCCUCCUGGGCUGCUGCCCCUGCAGAGUCUCAGCCUCAGCCAAGAUAACGGUAGCUGAGGGGGAGGCCGGGAGCACCUUUGUCCUGGCAGCGGAGGAGCAUCACUUCCGCAUGGGCACCAGGCUGGUGGCUGCUGAGGCCGGUCUCAGUAACACCAUCAGGCUGGAGCAGACCUUCCCCCAGCUGAGCGCCCUCCCAGGGGAACUGGUCCUGCAGACCGUGUAUGAACGAGCCCAUGGAAUCCACGCCCUGCACCGGAUGGUCUGUGGGAUGGCCCUGUGGGAUGGCCAGGACGUGGCCCUCAACGGGAGCCUCUCUGGCCCCUUCCACAAGCCCAUUGGGAACCUCAGCCUGCAGGUGGAGCUCACCCACCCACUGGCCCUCUCCCUACCGCGGCACUGCAGCCUCUGCCUGUCCUCCAAGCCCUCAGGAUGCAGCCGCCGGGACCACCUGGCCAUGGGCUAGGAGGUCAAGGACCGGGUCGUGGUCUCCUCUCUGCGGCUGGAGACAGGCAAACUGGCUGCCCAGCUGGCCCUGGCUCACCCCUUCAGCCUGCCCUGGCAGUGUGCCGGGGUCAGCGGCCUUGCGGAGAGCAGGGUCAGCAGUCAGAGCCGGCAGGUACAGCUUGCCUGGAACAGAGGGAAGCCUGUUACCUUGCACCUCAGCUGGGCAGACAGGUCCUCGGCACGCAGCACCUUCUGGGGGGGCUGCCUGGCUGCCUCCCUGGGGCAGCUCCAGGAAACCUGGGGCCUGGGCACCCGCAGAGCCGGUGGGGCUUUAAUGCAGGGCCCAGCUGAGUUCGGUCAGCAGCUCGAUCUGUCGUGGGGCCAACGCCGGGUGCAGCAGAACCUGACAUAUGAGAGGCGCUGGCCUUCCCAGCCAGACAAGGUCCACGCAGAGGCCACGCUGGAGCAUGUCCUCACGGCCUCCUGCACCACACAGAGCUUCCGGGGAGAAGUGGAGACCAACUAUGCACACUGGCUGCGCGACUCCCUGCACCUGGGGCUCUGUGACCUGCCCAGGGCCCUCUCCAUCUCUGGGGAGCACACCCUAAGCCAUGGGGGGCUCCUACUACGUUCCCACUGCCAGUUGGGCCUUGCACCUGACCUGGACCAUGGCCUGCACCUCAGCCUGACCCUCCGCAACCACAGCAGGCCCCAGACGCCUGAUUUCUCCGGGGAGCUGGAGAUCCUCACGCCCAGGGUUCAGCGGCUUGGCCUGCUGGGCCGAAUCGCCACCUCAGUGCCUCAGAGCUUGGUCCCGCUGGAGGGAGAUGUGGGUGAUGGGGUCAAGAAGGUGAGGCUGUCAGUGUCCCAGGCCCAGAACCACCUCCAAGCCUCUGUGGCGCAUGAGGCAGAUGACCAGGAGGAGAGCUUGGUGCUAUGGGUAUGUGCCCACAGGCAGGUCGUGGAGGCGGAGGCCCUGCUCCAGGACAGUGGGCAGCUGGUCCAGCCCCUGGGACGCCUGACCCUACAGGCUGCCAACCAGAGCCUUCGUUUAGCUGUGCACGGCUGCCAGAGGUCCCUGCUGGGCCGUGUGGAGUUGAGGGCGCCAGGGCAGGGGGAGCAAGGUGAAGCCCGGCUGGAGGAAAAGAUCCGAAGCUUCGACGCCUACGUGAGAAGGUUCCAGCACUUGGUACAGCCGGCGGGCACCCUGGGCAGCGUGGCGGGCCCCCUCCUGCAGCUGUCUCAGGUGGGGCUAGGGGCUGUGCAGGCAAGUGGCCGGGCGGUGGCUGUGCGCUGGGGCCAGGCCAGGCGGGUGCUGACUCACCGCUUAGAGCUGCACCUGGAGGGGCUGCAGGCGGCCCUGGAGCAGCUGUGGAAGGAGCUGGAACGGCCCCUGGCCACACUGAAGGAUGCCUAUUUGGAGGUGACACUACGCUCCCUGGAGGAGGUGUGGCAGCAGCUGGUUGAGGAGGCCGUGCAGCAGCUGCAGGCCUGGGUGUCCAGGAUGCCAGGAACCUGGGGGUCCAGGCUCACUGGGGCAGCCCUCGAAGCGACAAGGGUCGCCGUGGAGCUGGUCACCCACCGGAUGCUGUCUUGGGCCAAUGCCACCUCCUCCUGGGCCCUGAGGCGGCUCUGCAAGCCCUUGGUGGACCUGCACAGCUUCUCGACCAGGAACUGCUCCGUGGUGGUGAUGAUGCCCCUGCUGCCCGCAGGGGAUGAGCCCCUGGGUGCGGCCCUGGUGACCAGUUACCUGGUGGAGGAGAAGCUGCUGCGGCCGCUCCGAGAGCUGUCCGGGGACAGCAUGCUGGCUGAGUACCCCCGGCUCAAACACCACCCGCCGGGGGGCCCCCCUGAGGAUCAUGCCUUGGGGGCCAGGGCCAGGUACAUGGUGACCUUCGAUGGCCAGAUGUGGGAUUUGGGUGCCAGCUAUGGCAGCCUGCUCCUGGCCAAGGACUUUGCUCAUAACCUCUUCUCCCUGAUGGUGAGCCGGGCAGGCUCAGGGCUCACAUCUCUGUCCAUGGAGCUGAAGCACACCACCCCCAUCCUCUACCCCAGCCUGGAGACCUGCAGGCUACACGACGCCUCCCUACCUAUGGGGAGCUGUCCGGACCUGCAUCUGCCUCCCACCAAGACAUGGAAACAUGUCCCCGAGGUCGAGCUGACCAGUGCAGAUGGUGUCUCUGGCUCCUGUGACGUCCAAGCUGGCCUCUGCAACCUGAUGUGGGGCCUCUGGCUCCAUGGUGAGUCUGCCAGCCUUCUGGGCACCAGCGACAAGGAGGCCGGCAAUGAGCUGAUACUGCCCAAUGGCAGAGUGGCCAGCAGCCUCGAGGAGUUCCCCCUGGCCUGGCGGGUGGGUGACGACUGCGGGGCCACAGAGGAAACUCAGCGUUGCCCAGGACGAAGCCCCACCUGCCAGGCCUUCUUCCAGGACCCACACUCCCGUUUGGGAAACUGCUUCAGGGUGGUGGACCCCAUGCCGUUCCUCAGCCUGUGCCUCCAGAAUGCCUGUGGCACCCAGGAGCUCCCACCUGCUUGCACGCUGGCAGCCGCCUACAUCCACCUGUGUGCCCGGGGCUUGGUGCCCCUGGACCCUCCUCCACUGUGCGGUAGACUGCCCUGGCCAGCAAGCACUCCGACCUCUGCCUUCUGUCCCAGAGGGGAAACCAGGUCCUUCCUCUUAGCUCACUGAGUGCCUGUGCCCCUGGCAGGAGCUAAGAGUUCAUUGCAAAGGAGUAGUUCUUAGGCUCCCCACUCCACACCAGGUCUAGCCAGCCCUACAGCCUCUGGCACAAGGCAGCAGCUAUGAUG
Molecule: messenger RNA, 8947 nt
Organism: Manis pentadactyla (Chinese pangolin)
Lineage: Eukaryota; Metazoa; Chordata; Mammalia; Pholidota; Manidae
Gene: APOLTP
Biological process (GO): lipid transport
Molecular function (GO): lipid carrier activity
Source: RefSeq, a predicted model, not a curated record